Molecule: messenger RNA, 4047 nt
Organism: Lepidothrix coronata (blue-crowned manakin)
Lineage: Eukaryota; Metazoa; Chordata; Aves; Passeriformes; Pipridae
Gene: FAM120B
Product: family with sequence similarity 120B
Exons: 10
Coding region: 76-2121 (681 amino acids)
Cellular component (GO): nucleus
Source: RefSeq, a predicted model, not a curated record
GGGCGCAGGCGCGGCCCCGCCCCAAGGGAAGCGGAAGCGCCGCUCGGACUGCAGUGAGUUUUGGAGAGAACAGCCAUGGGCGUUAGAGGUUUGCAGGGAUUUGUGUCAAGAGUUUGCCCUGAUGCGUGCAAAACAGUAGAUCUGAGAGAAAUGGCAGAAAAACAUCGUGUCGAUCAUCCUGAUUUCCCACCUGUUAUUGUAGUAGAUGCCAUGAGUUGUGUUAGAUACUGGUACACACCAGAAUUUUGGGUGUGUGGUGGCCAGUGGCGGGAGUACCUUGCCAUUUUAGAGGAUUUUGUUAACGUUUUUAUGGCAGCUGGUAUCAAGUUGGUGUUUUACUUUGACGGAGUGGUAGAAGAGAAAAAGAGAGAGGAGUGGAUCAAACGGAGGUGGAAUAAUACCAAGGAAAUAGCCAGACUAUUUCAGUUUAUUAAGACUCACAGGAAACAACCGGGCAGAGAAAUGUUUGUUCUUCCCUCAGCUUUGCCUACUUUUACACGUUAUGCCCUGAAGUCACUUGGUCAAAAAACAGUAUGCACAUUGCAAGAGGCAGACUUUGAGGUGGCUGCAUAUGGUUUGCAACACAACUGCAUAGGAAUUCUGGGGCAAGAUAGUGACUACCUCAUCUAUAAUACAUGUCCCUACUUUUCCAUUGAGAACCUCCGUUUGGACAGACUGGUCACUGUUAUGUACUCUCGAGAGGAACUUUGCAAUGUGUUGGGUAUUAGUUUGACACACCUCCCUCUCUUUGCUGCCUUGCUUGGCAAUGAUGUUGUUCCAGAAAGCUUGUUGGAAGGCUUUUGGCACAAAUGUUUAGCCACCAGUCCCCACAAGAACAGCAGCUACAACAGAAGAACAAAAAUACUUCUAGGUGUAGCAAAUUACAUCUCAAAAAUUCCAUGCUCAUACAGCAGCUUGAAACACUUGGAAGACAUGCUACCUCUGGGAUCAGACAAAACCUUGCUUUACAGAGGAAUAAAGUCCUAUCUUUUACCUGGGCAGCAGUCUCCAUGGAUUCCUCCCAAUGUAACAAAUUGUCAAAUGUUAUCUCUUCAGCAGCAAUCAGUCAUCUGUCAAGAUAAAGAAAUCUUUCAGUUAGCUAAAGAACAGCAUAUCCAAUCUGAAAAUUAUUCAGUCUUCAAUAUCCUGAGUAAUGGAGUUAUUGAGUGCAGCAACUCUUUGGAAGAUGAUUGUGAUACAGAGAUUCCUGGACAGUCACUUAUCUACCGCCCUGCUCGUCAGCAUAUUUAUUCUGUCUUGUUGGAAUCUGGAAAAGGUGGAGCCUAUCCUUUGGUAAAAGAGUGGUUUGUCUAUUUUGGGAAUCCUCUCAAGCAGCCGGAGCUAAUACAACCUGUACAACCUUCUGUUCCAGGUGGAACACCUGAUUUGAAAACACUGUGGCUUGCCAAAGGACCUGAUGUGGAAAAGCAACGGUAUAGUACGUUUCUGGCAUGCUUUCACCUUCAGGAUGAGAUGGAAGAACUCCAAGCUCUAGAAGCACCUGUUGCAGGAUUCUGUUGCUUGCUGACCUAUCUUAUGAUGCAGGUCAGUAGCCUCUCUCUGGAAGACUUAAAUGCAUUUGUGGCACUCAUUCUCUGCCUCAAAGGGAAGUCAGCUGCUCAACUGGCAGGUCUGCAGCUUGCAGAAGUAGACUCCAGAGCUGUACAUCUUGGCGCUGUCUUGGUUCGUGGCCUUACAACGUUGCUCAUGGCCAACAGCGCCUGUGGCUUUCCAUUCAGAAUGGAUGAUUUGAUGCCUUGGACAGUGUUUGAUGGAAAACUUUUUCAAGAAAAAUACCAGCAGUCGCACCGAGGUUGCUCUGUGGAAGAGCUUUUGGAAGGCAAUGAGUCUUUGUAUACACCCUUCCAGAAUCUGAAGUCUUUCAUUUGCAAGGUUUGCAUGGCAAAGAAAAGAGUGAUACAGAGCAGACCAAGAGGGAAUGGAUAUAACGCAGGGAGAGAACAAAGAGAUUUUAAUCCCAGAUUCCAACAACCACGCAGAAGUCAUUUUGUUUCUCCAUAUCAUAACCAGAUGAGGGGGUUCGUACAGAGAAAUCCUCAAUCACAAGGUGGAGGAUCAGGACAACCAGACCGGAGGAGAUUUCACCUUCCUCCUCGAUAAAGAGUACAUGUCUACAGGUGGCAAACUGAGAUGAUGGGAUAGUUACCUUUGAGAUAAUUUUUGUUUAUGAGAGCCUCUUUUUAUGAACUUUGUACAAAUAACUGAACCACGUAAUUGUGGAGGAAAUCCCUCAAAGCUGAGGCUGUUCACCUUAUUAAUCAGUUUUCAUGUUUGCUCUGUUUUUAUGAGACCAGAAUCACUAAAACUUAAGUUACAGAUACCUGAGGCACAUUAACAUCCCAGUACAGCUCCAUGGUUUUGUCCAUUAGAUAAUAGAAAGUCUGAAGUGUUUUUUACAACACUGUUAGAUAUUUCUGAGUGUAAAUUUAGGACCUAAACUAUUAUUUUUGCAUAUUUUUGUUAUAUUUGUUUAUCUUACAAGACUUUCCCCACUGUGAAUAAUGUGUCAUGUUCGUGCUGUAUGUGGUUUGUGUCUUAAUUGUGGAUUAUAUCUGUAUCUUAAGGGUUAUACCAUUGUUACUGAAACCUGUAGAAAAGUUUGAAACAUGCCAUCACGGAUGUAAGCAUCAUCUGCCAGUGAAACAAUAUCACCUUUUUGUAAAAAUGUAACUUUCUUACAAGAGACAAAAAUUGCUAUUACAUUUGGUACUUCCAGUUAAACUACUUUUUCUAUCUUUGUCAACUGAGGAGAGAAAGAAUCUGUCAUGUUUUACUUCUGUAAUGAAUAAUACUUAUGAGAGCUCGAUAUUUAUUUUCUGUCCAGAAUUCUAAUUCGAACACCUAUCUUCAGAAUUAUUUCUUAAAAAUUGAUAAAUUUCACUUUGUUAUUCAAUUUCAGUGAUAUAUGUAUUUCUUUAAUUUUAAAAUUAAUACAUUUUAAAUAUUAUUAAAAUGUGAUUAUUCACUUAAUGUUGUUUCUUUGGCCUUGUGCAGGUAACUUCUUGAAUCAACUCUCAGUGGAACUUAGUUCCUGUUUAGUAUACAUUAGGUCCAAGUGAAUAAUAUUGUCAGACACACAUAACUCCAUGCUAUGAUUUCCUUGCAUGUAUUUUUCUGUUUGUAAUCCAAUAAAUACAUUCUUUUGUACUUAGCAUACAGCAACAAUCCAACUAAAGAAAUAAGCAAUACAGGAUUUCUAGUUCUAUUGAAAGUUUUAACAGACUCAAUUUUUGUACAACACAGUGUAUAAAUCCUUUGCGUUCCAAGGUUCCCGCCAUGAUGGGGUAUUCCUGCUUCCUUUUUUGAUUGAUUUGUCACUGACUGUAAUUGUACUAUCAUUUUUUUCUUACCCCCCCUCACCCCUGAAACUUUUGGAAUAAUAUGGUCUGAGUUUUAUGGAAAGUUCUCUAGUUUCAGAGAUCUCAUGAUAUAUAAUGGUGUAUUUGAAAAGAACGUGAUUGUGUGCCAGAAUUUGUUGGUAAUUCCCCCUUCAGGAUUUGAUAUGAGAAAAGUUUUCUGUUGGCCUCAAUAAAUGAAGUUAAAUACAGCUAGAGUGGGAGUUUUGCUGUGCUAGCUGUGGUAUGCUGUGAAUUGUUGGUAAUAAUUACCCUGACUACUGAAGAAUUGAUAGUGUCUCUGCAAGAGUUUUUUCCUUCUUAAUGUUAGACCAUAAGCAGAAGCUGCUUAUUAUUGUUUCCAAGCCAAAAUAUUUUUUCCCACGAGGAAUUGUAGAGUGAAAGCAUAAGCACGAAGUCGAAACAUAGAGGUGCUACUUUCCUUUCUCACUGCGCUUUGAAUUGUUCAGAGUACCAUAAAGCUUAUGGGCUCUAGAAGGAAAUCAUAGACAAGAAUAUGACCUUAGAGCUCCAGUCUUUAUCCAGUCUAAUAGGAUUUCCUUAAAUUUGGACUACAGGGUUGUUUUGAGUGGUUACAGGACAGGGGAAAAACAGGCGUGGAUUUGAAGUCAUGUGCGUUUGUGAAGAAAAGCGUUCUUGUUCAGCUGUACUGCUUACAAUCUUCCCUAGC